Oryzias melastigma (Indian medaka) is the source of this 834-nucleotide messenger RNA. RefSeq names its product COMM domain containing 9 (gene commd9). Lineage: Eukaryota; Metazoa; Chordata; Actinopteri; Beloniformes; Adrianichthyidae. The record is from RefSeq and is a predicted model, not a curated record. The coding region runs from base 3 to 677 and encodes 224 amino acids. The transcript is spliced from 6 exons.
CUAUGGUGCCUGCUGAUACUUCAACUCCCAUCAGACGCAGCGGUAUUUUACAAUCACGUGACUCGUUUUGGCCACAGUCACGUGCUAACAUGGCGGCCACCGUCUCCAGUGAAAUUUUCUCGGAUCUGCAGCUUCUCUUGAAGGCUCCUUCUAAAGAUGUCGUCAGAGAAGUUUGUGUCCAGAGUCACAGAGGUCAAAGCCGGCGGCUGACUGACAGCACCGCAGCAGCACUCAGCAUCUCUGUGGCCCAGGCAGCUCAGUUAGUCCAGUCCCUCCACACACUAUCCCAUCACGUCCUCUUCUACAACCUCAGCUCCCCGGAGCAGAUCCUCUCCAUCUUCCCGGACAACUUUCACGCCAGCCUGAAGAACCUGAUCACCAAAAUCCUGCUGGAGAACAGUCCGGCGUGGAGAACAGAAGCCCUUGAUAACCAGGUCUCUCUCCCUCAGCUGAAGGACUUGGACUGGAGGGUGGAUUUGGUGACUGGCUCAGACUCAAUCAGUCGAAUGUCCAUGCCGACCUGCCUGGUUCAGCUAAAGAUGGAGGAUCCAUGUCAGCCCACGGACACGGAGUCAGUCUCCACAGUGACAGUGGAGCUCAGCAAGGAGUCUCUGGACACCAUGCUGGAUGGGUUGGGUCGCAUUAGAGACCAGCUGUCUGUAGUGGCAGGAAAGUGACAUCCUCUCUCAAACUGAGAGAAACUCUCCCUCUUUAUCGACUGAAGUCACGUCUGGGAUCAACUUUUUUUUUAUUUUGAAUACUGCAAGUGGGAUGUUUAAAAAAAACAGACACUGAGUAACUGUAUAUUUACUAAAUUAAAGACAUUUUCUGCAA